Molecule: messenger RNA, 4778 nt
Organism: Saccostrea cuccullata (small rock oyster)
Lineage: Eukaryota; Metazoa; Mollusca; Bivalvia; Ostreida; Ostreidae
Product: fibropellin-1-like
Exons: 10
Coding region: 216-4727 (1503 amino acids)
Biological process (GO): G protein-coupled receptor signaling pathway; cell communication; establishment or maintenance of epithelial cell apical/basal polarity
Cellular component (GO): protein-containing complex; plasma membrane
Molecular function (GO): G protein-coupled receptor activity; calcium ion binding
Source: RefSeq, a predicted model, not a curated record
AAUUUUUUUUUUCAAGACACGUUGGCUUAUCGGCCUUCGGGGAGUGAGCUUCGAUGUCAUCACGGCAUUGAGUGACAACGACGGCUGCUAUAUAUCAGAAGUAGUGAAUCUGCAAUGGAAAAAAGAACUUGAAGCCUCAGAAAUAAGACAAGAUCUUCAGUUUCUUCUUCAUUCUUCACGUGUUACAGGAACAAGGAUCUUUCACAGAGUUCAAGAUGGACUACACUGACCUGUAUGACUACCACGAUAUAAAUCUCACCCACCUGCUCGCUCUCUAUAACGCAUCAAGUAUAGAUGAUGUUUUGAAUAAAUAUCAUUAUUACGGAAACGAGUCAGAUUACCAAGAAUACUACGCUCCCAACUGUGACAAUUCAGAACACCCGCAUCUAAUGUUCGUCAAGAAUCUACCAAGCUAUCACCGAUUCUUCAACGUCUUUCAGCCAACAGCCUGUGCGAUCGGCAUCAUUGGGAUCGUACUAACUGUUGUUGUCCUUGGAAGGAAGAACAUGACCACGUCUACCAACUCCUACCUUACUGCGUUAGCCAUCGCUGAUCUCGGCUUUCUCGUCAGUCUGGUUUCAAUGUUCAUGGCGUCAGAGCAUAUGGACGUGGAAUUUUACUAUAAAUACUAUGUGUAUUCGUCUACUAUUGCUCCAAUAUUCGUUGAGACUUUUCUGAUGGCUUCUGUCUGGUUAACGGUUGUCCUUGCUGUAGAACGCUACAUUGCAAUUUGUCAUCCUCUGAAGGCCAUUGCUAUUUGCACAGUAAAUAGGGCAAGACUGAUCAUAGCUGGCAUUUUUAUAUUUUCAUUUAUUUUCAGAAUUCCUCGAUUUUUUGAGUUCAGAACCGAAAGCACUGUGCGUUGUAAUAUUACCGUAGUUCAUUCCGUGCCAACAGCAAUGGGACUUAGUCACUAUAGAAUCGUAUACCCUAUCAUAGUGGAUUGUAUAUUUGGCUGUAUAUUUCCAUUGAUUGCGCUCCUUAUUUUCAACAUCAAGUUGAUUCUAGAAAUCAAAAAAUCAACAAACUAUCCUCGAUUUCAUGACGUCAAUAUGCAAAACAUGAUUUCAAGGGAACAACUCAAAAUAACAAUGAUGCUGAUUGGAAUAAUAAUGGUAUUUUUUGUAUGUCAGGCCCCUAUUCUAUUGUGCUACGCCAUAAGACAUAUAACAGCUUAUACAUUGAAAACCCAUGAGGACAUCCGAGUUUUUAACUUGGUAACUUUUAUCGCGCUGAGUUUAUUAACAUUUAAGUCCUCGGUCAAUUUCAUCGUUUACUGCUGGUUCAGUGAAAAGUUCUGGAACACUUUCAAACGUGUAUUUUGUGGAAAGCUCUGUCUAGCUCGACAAAAGUGUCCGAGGAAGCAAAAUACUCACACAGUCCAUUCUGCCGACCAAAACGGAAGUACCAGCAUAAAAUGCAAUGUAAAUGUCUUCAUCCAUGUUGAUCAAAUAGUCGUCCAUAACACGACAGCAGCCAAAGGCCAGUGUAAGGGAGACAACUGCGGGUUUCAUAUCAAACUCUGUAUUAGGGGCAAUAGUGCCAUAUGCGAUGAGUCCACGGUGGCCUGGGUCAACAUGUCCGGCCUCCAGUCCAGAGUGAUCGGGGAGGAUAUCGGCGACAAAAUGAACCCCCUACAAAUGGACGUCAAUCACACGAUGGGACCCUCCUCUGUUCUGAAGGUGUCUGUUUAUAACAAUGAUUCCUCUGCCCUCCUUAUGGAACAAACGAUGAAUGGAGCCAACCAAUGGACGAACGGAAGUCAGUAUAUACUCGGUUACGAUCAGUACAUGACCUUUGAUUUACACAACAGUAUCUUAAGUGUAACCCUAACCUCCUGGUUCUUUUGCUCUGAUGGCUACCACGGGCCAAAGUGUUCGGUUUACUGCCGUGGAGAUCCGCAUAGGUGUGUCGUUGAUGGCGUGCAGUACUGCAAGAAUGGAUGGACAGGUCCAACCUGCGAAGACAACGUGAACGAGUGCACACACGCAUGCGCCAACACUUACGGCAAAUGCCAGGACACAUUGGGUGGUUUCAUUUGCCAUUGUUCUGAAUACGCGUAUGGGAAACAGUGCAUAAUGGACAAUGAUGAAUGUGCCAAACAUCCUUGCAACACAGGUACAUGUACAAACACUCUUGGACGCCAUAACUGUUCUUGUCCCUCUGAUGUUACGGGUGAAAAUUGUGAAGAAUUGAUUGCCACGUCUUGUUCCUCGAUUACUUGUUCUCAACAUGGCGCCUGUUCUGUAAAGAAAGGAAAAGCACAUUGCUCAUGUUAUUUUGGAUAUGUGGGCCCCGAUUGUUCUAUUGAAUGCAAAUUAGACUGUUUGAAUGGCGGAAGGUGUGUUAGAGCUCCACACGGAAAUCCAAAAUGUGUUUGUCCUCCCGGAUUUCUCGGAGACAACUGUCAAGUCCAAGAUUUAUGUUACUCUCAUAUCUGCCAUAAUAUGGGUACUUGCGUGCAAAAAGGGUCCAAUGUCAGUUGCUUAUGUGACAAGGGCUCGUUCGGUGAUCAGUGUGAAUUUUACGACAAAUGUUAUGAUUUGCCGUGUAAAAAUCAUGGUGUCUGUAAAAAGCUACAUAAAGGGGAAUAUCAGUGCAUCUGUCCGCAUAGUUGGACAGGAAGAAACUGCGAGGUCUAUAACUGUCAACAUGCUUCUCCAUGCCAAAACCACGGAAAAUGUUUAUCAAUUCAAUCAAAUCCGGGAUAUCGAUGUGUCUGCCAAUCUUCUUGGUACGGAAAUGUCUGUGAGCUAUAUGACGCAUGCGUGUCCGACCCCUGUCAAAAUGGCGGAACAUGUCUCAACAAUUUGAAUGACUACACCUGCACUUGCGCAAAAGGUUUCAUGGGACGCAAUUGCGAGCAUCGGGAUCUGUGCUUCUGGAAUGGUAAACCCUGUAUAAACGGUGGGAAUUGCAUUGUCAAUUCUAACAUUUGUAAUUGUUCAAAGUCUUGGGUAGGUGUUCAGUGCGAGAGAAACGUUAAUGAAUGUCUGUACAAUCCUUGUGGCGUGUACGGUACGUGUGUGGAUACUGUAGGCGGAUACAAAUGCUCCUGUAGCACAUACUGGACAGGGAAAAACUGCGAUGUUCACAUGAAAUCUUGUGCUUUCAAUCCUUGCGGAGAUAACGGCUUUUGUAACGAUUUUGACAAUACCUAUCUGUGUACGUGUAAUGCUCAAUGGACUGGCAGGAACUGUGAAAUUGAUGUGAAUGAAUGCACAGUGUCAUCACCAUGCCAAAACGGCGGAACGUGUUCAAAUAUUGCGGGUGAUUAUACAUGUAACUGUCCGCGAGGAUGGAUGGGUAAGAAUUGUGAAACUGAUAUUAAUGAAUGUCAAGUGCAGAAUUCAUGUCCACCGAAUACUCUGUGUGAAAACAUUCCAGGGUCUCACGAAUGCUUGGACUGUUCAACUUACACGUGUUAUCAUAAUUCACAGUGCAAGGAUGAUAUAAAUGGUCCGGUUUGCAACUGUUCAUCUACGGGAUGGACCGGAAGGCAAUGCGACACAAAGGAUUUCUGUCACGAAACAUGUACAGACUUAGAAAUAAACAAUGGGCAUUGUCCGAGUCGAUGUGGACGAUCUUCUGAAUGUUUGAACAAACAAGACGGCUAUUCCUGUCAUUAUGAUCCUUGUAAAAGUAAUCCUUGUCAAAAUGGAGGGAGCUGUUUCAAGGGCCACAACGACUUUAACUGCAAAUGUGGCAUUCACUGGGCCGGAAAAGCCUGCGAUCAAGUAAAUUACUGCGCGAAUAACCCUUGUCAACAUGGUGGCUCUUGUAUAAAUCAGCCAGAUAGAUUCAAGUGCAGUUGUACUCUUGAGUGGAUAGGAACCACUUGCACGGAGAAAAACUAUUGCUACCCAAAUCCAUGCACACAUAAUGGCGCUUGCACAUCACUUGCAAACUCUUCAACGUGUCUUUGUUCAACGGAAUGGACUGGGUCUUUCUGUGAAAAACGCAAUUAUUGCAGUAAAAAUCCUUGCCAAAACGAUGGAAUAUGUAUAAAUGGACCGACACAUUUCACGUGCAACUGUACUGAAAAUUGGAUCAAUGCAAAUUGCGAACAGUAUGACUACUGCUCCUCAAAUCCUUGCAAAAACCGUGCAACUUGCAUAAACAAGCCUGGAAACUUUGAAUGUCAUUGUCAUGAGGGCUUUUCUGGAGUCACGUGUGGAUCAGCAAUCGACCAUUGUCUGUCUUCCCCCUGCCAAAACAAUGCCACUUGUACAAAUAACCCCUACGGUUACUUCUGUCGCUGUGGUAGUGGGUAUAUGGGUAAGGACUGUACCCUCGACGUAGAUGAAUGCAAACUUAAUAUGUGUCCACCCAUGUCCACAUGCUACAAUUAUAAUGGCGGAUUUGACUGUCGAUGGACUCGAAGAUCAAUCAGGGAAGCUCAUCAUGACGGUAUGGUAAAAGUACAAUCAUUCACAUACAGGACCAAAUACGUUUUAACAACGGAGCGCAAAGAUUCCAUGAUAACAGGUUCAGUUGUUCUUCAAUCGCUUCAAAGUGCAAUAUCAAAGGCUGCAUGUUCUAACAACGAAAAAGGACUUUUUGUUCCAUACAAAAUGGAGUUCUAUGGCGGAAUUCAAAACCUUACCUUCACCAUCCAUUGUGCAAAGGGAAAAUAUCAAAACCUUGUUGUAUCCAACGUCGGUUCUUAUUGCGAUUCCGAACUGUGUAGAUCUAUUAUAAAGAAUUCGGAACUUUCAACAUUGUAAGAACUUGAGUUAUCCCGCUUGUUACCAUCAACUUAUUAAACCUUCACUUUG